AUGGCAGACGCCGGCGUCGCCUUUGGCCCGAUCACGACCGCCAACGUCGGCGUGCUCCGCGUGCUCAACCGCGAGAUCUUCCCCGUUCAUUACACCGAUAGCUUCUACACGGACAUUGUCGAGACGCCGCAUGGGCUCUCCAAGUACGCCCUUGUGGAUGGCCUCGCCGUGGGCGCCAUCUGCUGCCGCAUCGAGACGACACUUCAGAAGCGCGAGCGCGUGUACAUCAUGACGCUCGGCGUCCUCGCUGCAUAUCGCCGGCAGCACGUCGGCGCAGCGCUACUGCAAAGCGUCCUUGCGUACUGCGAGCAAACGGGCAUGGACCACAUCUACCUCCACGUCCAGACGAGCAAUGCAGGUGCCAUCCGCUUCUACCUCGGCCACGGCUUUGAGAUCCGACAGACGAUCCAUAAUUAUUACAAGCACAUUGUGCCACCCGACUGCUACAUCCUCGCCAAGGCCUUUAGGCGAGCGUCGUUCUAGCACGCUCGAG
Molecule: messenger RNA, 493 nt
Organism: Saprolegnia parasitica CBS 223.65
Lineage: Eukaryota; Oomycota; Saprolegniomycetes; Saprolegniales; Saprolegniaceae
Exons: 3
Coding region: 1-483 (160 amino acids)
Biological process (GO): mitotic sister chromatid cohesion
Cellular component (GO): NatA complex; cytoplasm
Molecular function (GO): N-acetyltransferase activity
Source: RefSeq, a predicted model, not a curated record